AUGAAAUGUGACUCCCCCACCAACCUUGAACUGCUGAUUGUCGGUGGUGGCAUUGGAGGCAUGACGGCGGCCAUUGAGUGUCACCGCAAAGGACACACGGUCCGCGUGUUGGAAAAAAGGGCAGACUUUAACACUUUCGGCGACCUCAUCGGCAUCACCCGCAGCGCGCAAAGAACAAUGAAGAAAUGGCCCGGCUUUCUUGAUCGGCUGAUGGCUAAUGCUAUGCCACCAAGGAUUACCUUCUUCAAAUUCGAUGGCACGGAGAUUGCUACGCUGAGUGACCAGGAUAGUAGUGAUGAGGGCAUUAUUAGUAUGCCUCUGUGGCGUUCCAUGCUCCACGGGGAGCUGCAUAAAUAUGCGGCUGAGUUGGGGAUACCUAUUGCGUUUAAUGCGAACGCGGUCGAGUAUUCUGAGACAAAGGAUCGCGGCUUUGUCGUGGCGGAUGGGAAGAAGUACUCUGCCGACCUGGUGAUAGCCGCUGAUGGAAUCGCGUCCAAAUCUGCGAAGUUGGUAGACGCAAACCCAGAAACCCCAACAAGCAGCGGCUUUUCGAUCUACAGAACCAGCUUCGCACUCGACCAUGCCCUGAAAGACCCUCUAGUAUCCGAACACUGGGGCGGCUCCGUCGAAGGUGUCCAAAUCUUUCUCGCCGACGACCUCCACAUCGUCACUGCGAAGAACUCCAAAACUAAUAGCAUCUCCUGGAUGCUGACCCACCGCGACAUCUCCCAAACCGCCACAGAAGCCUGGUCCGCCACCGCUCCGACCGACGGCGCCCUGUCUUUGGUCCGUCCCUCCGCUGGCUGGGCCCCCUACCUCGCUGCCCUAAUCAGCACCACCCCCGGGAACCGGUGCGUAGACUGGAAGCUCGUGUGGCGCGGUCCGCAAUCGAAAUGGAGCUCCCCUCACUCCCGUGUUCUGCAGCUUGGGGAUGCGUGUCAUCCGCUUAUCCCGACUUCGGGGAGUGGGGCCGUCAUGGCGAUGGAGGAUGCGUACUCGAUUGCGGCUUGUUUGAGGAUUGUGGCGGACAGAGAUAGGGGAGAGGGAGUAACGAGGAGUGGAAAGGGGGAGAUCCCGCUUGCAGUCAAAGUGCACGAGAAAUUGCGAUUCGAGCGGGUCUCGUUUGCGCAGCGAAUGGGGAUUGAGACUAGGGAGUUCUAUCAUCAUUCGAGCUGGGAGGAUGUUAUGCGGAACCCGGAGGCGUUGGGCGUUGUGGGCCCUUGGAUUGUGAGACACGACGCGGAGAAGUACGCUUUUGAGAACUUCGAACAAUGUGCGGAGCAUGUGAAGAAUGGUGCGCCGUUUGAGAAUACGAACACGCCCCCGGGAAAGAAGUAUGAGCCAUGGACGGUGAAGGGGUUGCAGGAGGAGGUGGAUCAGAAUAGUAGGAGGGCGGCUAGAAUAUAG
This is a messenger RNA of Pseudomassariella vexata, 1407 nucleotides long. RefSeq lists its product as uncharacterized. NCBI's taxonomy places the organism in Eukaryota, Fungi, Ascomycota, Sordariomycetes, Amphisphaeriales, Pseudomassariaceae. Gene Ontology annotation, molecular function: monooxygenase activity; FAD binding. Gene Ontology annotation, biological process: secondary metabolite biosynthetic process. Bases 1 to 1407 code for a protein of 468 amino acids. The transcript has 6 exons. The record is from RefSeq and is a predicted model, not a curated record.